UGGUCUAUUGCAAAGAAGAAGAAGAGACACAGUUUCUGAGCUGGCCAUACUCUCUUGUUUUGGUUGACCUUCUUUGAUUUGUCUAUCUAUCCAAGAUGGCGUCGCUGGUGGGAUUGCGCGCAUGUUUCUCCGCCCUACAGCUGACUUCACCGAGCCUCCUGCACAGCUCCAUUAGAUUGUCUGCUGUGCCCCUUUGUCGGCGGACCUAUGCUGCAGAGGCCAAGAAGACAUACAGCAGAGACAAGCCCCAUGUAAACAUUGGAACAAUUGGCCACGUGGAUCACGGAAAGACAACCCUGACUGCAGCCAUCACAAAAGUGCUCGCUGAAGCUGGUGGUGCUAACUUUAAAAAGUAUGAGGAAAUUGACAAUGCCCCCGAGGAGAAGGCCAGAGGAAUCACCAUCAACGCCUCUCAUGUAGAAUAUACCACAGCCAACAGACAUUACGCUCACACAGACUGUCCUGGACAUGCUGACUACGUCAAGAACAUGAUUACGGGCACAGCCCAGAUGGACGGCUGCAUCCUGGUGGUGGCGGGCACUGACGGACAGAUGCCUCAGACACGAGAGCACAUCCUGUUGGCGCGGCAGAUUGGUGUCGAGCAUGUGGUGGUUUUCAUCAACAAGGCAGACGUGGUGGAUGACAAAGAGAUGCUGGAGCUGGUGGAGAUCGAGAUCCGCGAGCUGCUCACAGAGUUCGGAUACGAUGGCGAUAACGCGCCGGUUGUGAUCGGCUCGGCCCUCUGCGCCCUGGAGAACAGACAACCUGAACUGGGGGUGAAUGCAGUGAUGAAUCUGCUGGAGCAGGUGGACGAAUACAUCCCUCUGCCCAAAAGACAGCUGGAAAAACCUUUUCUACUUCCCGUUGAAGGAGUGUGUUCAAUCCCAGGCAGAGGCACAGUGGUGACAGGCACUUUGGAGAGGGGGGUCAUCAAGAAAGGAGACGAGUGUGAGUUUGUGGGUCACAACCGCAGCUUCAAGUCGGUUGUUACAGGUAUCGAGAUGUUCCACAAGUCUCUGGAUCGGGCGGAGGCAGGAGAUAAUCUGGGCGCUCUGGUUCGCAGUUUGAAGAGAGAGGAGGUCAGGAGAGGGAUGGUGAUGUGCAAACCAGGAUCCAUCAUGCCUCACAAGAAAAUCCAGGCCCAGGUGUAUGUUCUGAGUAAGGAGGAGGGAGGCAGACACAAACCCUUUGUCUCCAACUUCAUGCCUCUCAUGUUCUCUCUGACCUGGGAUAUGGCCUGCAGGGUCACUCUGCCCGAGGACAAGGAAAUGGUGAUGCCCGGGGAGGACACCUCCUUGACGCUCACGCUCCGGCAGCCGAUGGUCCUGGAGAAAGGCCAGAGGUUCACUCUGAGAGACGGAAACAGAACCAUCGGCACCGGCCUGGUCACAGACAUCCUGCCCGUUACAGAUGAAGACCUUCACAACUGGGGCUGAAAAAGAAAAUCUGCACAGAGAAUAGGGAUGGGGGGAGGGGUCACUGGGGGGGGUCAGGGAGGAAGGGUCUGCGUUUAUCUGGUAACAAAUCAAAAAAUUGAAGAAAUAUACAAAUACAAACCCAUGCACCAACCUGAAACAAGAAAAGACUGAAAGGAUUUCAUGGCUCUGUUGUGCAGGUUCAAACAUCCAACAUCUCUGAAAGUUUAAACGCUGUCUUUAUGUUAAGAAGCCACACGGUCAAAGUACGUCAUUUAUGUAAUAAAAUGUAUUUAAAGAAAGGAAUUAAGGAAAUGCCUCCUUCUUGUUGUGGGAAUCGCUAGCAAGAUGAUUAAAAAGAAUACUCAAUAAAUAUCAAAAUAUUAUCAA
Molecule: messenger RNA, 1805 nt
Organism: Eleginops maclovinus (Patagonian blennie)
Lineage: Eukaryota; Metazoa; Chordata; Actinopteri; Perciformes; Eleginopidae
Gene: tufm
Product: Tu translation elongation factor, mitochondrial
Exons: 10
Coding region: 96-1436 (446 amino acids)
Biological process (GO): mitochondrial translational elongation
Cellular component (GO): mitochondrion
Molecular function (GO): GTPase activity; translation elongation factor activity; GTP binding
Source: RefSeq, a predicted model, not a curated record